AUGUCAGUGCUGGGUUUCUCUCUCAAAAAAAUCAAGAAAAUGAAGAGAAACGUUGCAGCAGAGGUGGUGUCCGUUCUUCUCCUCUUCUUUCUAGCUUCCUUAGCUAAGGUAGAAAUAUAUAGCUACCCUUCUCGAUGUGGAGAUGGAGAUGUCAUCACCAUCAAAUACCCUUUCCGUUUCAAAGACGAUCCUCAGGGACAAGGCAAUCCUCGAUAUGAACUCGGAUGCGAAGCCAAUCGUACCAUUCUACUAUUGGAUUCCAAGGUAUUCUAUGUCAAAGCGAUUUCGUACGAGAACAAAACAAUUCGAAUCGUCGAACCGGGUCUAAGUGACAACAACUGUUCUUCUCUGCCUCGCAAUCCAUUCCUAGAUCCUGACAAGUUGGUGAAAUAUCCGUACUACUGGUCUAGAAAGCGGCUUCUUGUAUUUUUGAAAUGUCAGAAUUCGGUGGAUGAUAGUUGGUAUAUCGAUGCCAGCCCUUGCACCAACGGUUCGGAUUUUUCAUCCUCGUCCUGGCAAGGCCAUACUUAUGUUCGCUUGCAAUAUGGUUCGUCAAUUGGGAAACUGCCUGUUCCCUGCAAUCCUAUUGCGAUGAUUCCGACGGAUCUGCGGGAAGAUAUCAACCGUUCGAUAAUUGACAUCCACAUGGAGUUGAUGAUGGGGUUUGAGAUUGCAUGGUCAAAACCCCUGAAUUGCAACGAAGACCCCUUUUGUGCGGAGACACAAUCCGGUAAGUUUUUUAUUUUUAUCUCUUGAGAUUUUUCAACACAACCCCAGGAAUAUUUCAUCUCUGCCACCAUCAUCAUAUUUUUACAUAUGCUGACCUUUAUAUUUUUUUGCAUACUCAAACCAUUUAUAUUUUUAAUGUUCAAUAAAAGUUGGAAUAUUUGUUAAAUUAGCUAUCAGUCGUUCAAAUUCCACAUGAAAAAACAGAAUCCAAAGACAGUCUAGUUUGAUUAUUUGAUCCAGUUCCAUCUGACGAAUGGGUAGCCACUGAUGUAUUAAGCCGCAUCCAGUAACCCAUUUUAAAAGGGUCCAAAACACUUAAAUGUUUUUUAUUUUUAUUUUAUUUUUUAAUUUCCAUGACACUGUAUUUGGUUUCCAUACUAAAUUCAAGUUGUUGUUUAUAUGGAUUCAGGUCCGC
Molecule: messenger RNA, 1144 nt
Organism: Magnolia sinica
Lineage: Eukaryota; Viridiplantae; Streptophyta; Magnoliopsida; Magnoliales; Magnoliaceae
Exons: 1
Coding region: 1-756 (251 amino acids)
Molecular function (GO): polysaccharide binding
Source: RefSeq, a predicted model, not a curated record